AUGACUGAAAAGUCCAUUGUCCGACUACGGUCCAAUACUGGUGUUUCCAAGUCCACAAUUGACGAACAUUACAUUGAAAAGGAUGAGGGCGAAUUCUAUACGAAAGAGCAGGCUGAAACCGGCUUCCAGUGGUCCGAGGUCGUCUGGUACAAUGUGAUCGUGUUAGUUUUGUGGCACGUUGGUGCCCUGUACUCACUGCUGUUCGUCAUACCACACUGCUCACUCAAGCAACUACUGGUGCUUUGGAUUGCGCUCUGGGUCGUGACUGGCCUCGGCAUCACGGCUGGGGCACACCGUCUCUGGUCACAUCGCAGCUACAAGGCCAAGCUACCGCUACGCGUGUUCCUCAUGCUUUGUAACUCUAUGGCAUUUGAAGGCACGAUUUUUGAGUGGUCACGUGACCACCGCGUGCAUCACAAAGGCUCAGACACGACAGCAGAUCCGCACAAUUCGAAGCGUGGCCUCUUCUUCUCGCACAUGGGUUGGGUCAUGGUACGCAAACACAAGAACGUGCACCUAGCCGGUAAGAAGCUCGACUUUUCCGAUCUUCUGGCUGACCCUGUCGUCACCUUCCAGAUCCGACAUUAUUUAAAGAUGGUGCUGCUCAUGUGCUACUUGGUGCCUACGGUCAUAGGCUACUACCUUGGCAGCCCCUGGGCAGGAUUCUGGGUAGGCGGUGUUUUCCGUCACGUCUGGGUACUGCAUAUGACGUGGACGGUCAACAGUGUGACGCACUUCUUCGGCUACAAACCUUACGACCGCAACAUCCAUGCUGUCGAAAACCUCCUCGUUGCGCUCGGUGCACUUGGCGAAGGUUACCACAAUUACCACCACAAGUACCCGUCGGACUACGCGACGAGCGAGUGGGGCAUCCUGAGUGGACAGUUCAACCCGACUAAAGCGUUCAUCGACUUUUGCGCUCUAAUCGGCCAGGCCUACGAUCUCAAGCGCAGCCGCACAGCCGCGAGAACCCGAGAGAACGUGACCAAGCAGGUGCGCGAAGAGCAUCUGAAAAGCGCAACGAAUUUGGCUAUAUCGUGGUGGGACCGUCAACUGAGCCAUCUUUUUUUUGGCAAGACCGAGGCCCAGAUCUUUUAG
Peronospora farinosa is the source of this 1098-nucleotide messenger RNA. NCBI's taxonomy places the organism in Eukaryota, Oomycota, Peronosporomycetes, Peronosporales, Peronosporaceae. The record is from the annotation of a GenBank genome assembly.